Nerophis ophidion (straightnose pipefish) is the source of this 4828-nucleotide messenger RNA. It is a transcript of the gene myrf, whose product is annotated as myelin regulatory factor. Gene Ontology annotation, molecular function: sequence-specific DNA binding; DNA-binding transcription factor activity. Gene Ontology annotation, cellular component: nucleus; endoplasmic reticulum membrane. The transcript is spliced from 27 exons. NCBI's taxonomy places the organism in Eukaryota, Metazoa, Chordata, Actinopteri, Syngnathiformes, Syngnathidae. Gene Ontology annotation, biological process: central nervous system myelin maintenance; protein autoprocessing; positive regulation of DNA-templated transcription. Bases 321 to 3431 code for a protein of 1036 amino acids. The record is from RefSeq and is a predicted model, not a curated record.
UGACAGGUCUGCCCUCCAAAUAGUCGGUAUUUAUGUCGUUGUGGGCGAAAAUGGCGAGUGGCAACUGAAGUGAGAUUAAUAUAUGCGGCACCUGUGGAUUGUUUCUCUGUUGUUGUUUCUUUCUUUUUUCUUUUUUUUUUUUAAAGAAGCGAGUGAUAAUAACAACCUGCGCGUUUUAGGUUGCGUGAAAGCGGCGCAGCAGAUCAAGCGAAAGACGCCCUGCACAUGCGAUGCAUCUGUGAAAGUUUCUUAGAUCCGAAUUGCUGUCGCUCGGACCGGGAGGAGACUUUUAAUGGAUUUUUUAUGUGGGACCCGCUAGGAUGGACGUGGUAGAUGAAACUGAAGCUUUACAGAGAUUUUUUGAAGGCCAUGAUAUUACCAGUUCUCUGGAGCCAGCCAACAUCGACACCAGUAUCCUGGAAGAGUACAUCAGCAAGGAGGACGAUAGCACUGACAUCUGCUUCUCAGAGGUCCACAGCACCCCGGGACCAAAUUACUCAUCUCCACAAGCAGGAGUGUCUUCCUCAGGGGGGUUGGUGUGUGGCGUGAGCCCUCCUAUUCCCCUUCGCCAGGGAGUCCCUCCGCCUGGGCCUCUUAACUGUCCAAACGCGUACCCUCCAGGUCCAUCCCUGGGCCUCCGACACAGCUACCCCUGCCUGGGUCAGCAACAGCACCAGCAUCACCAGCAGCACCAGCAGCACCAGCAGUCGACUCACAUAAAGCCUGAGCAAAGAGGCCACUACGCCCCUGGGACUCUACCUGAGUCUCCACCAGACUCAAGCUCAGAGCCGUACUCCCCUCAGCAGGUGAAUGAUCCCAACAUGAUAAGGACCAUGACGCCGGAAAACAUGUGUCACAUGACCCCAACGCCACCCCUCCCACCGCACGGGCACUAUCCCAGCAUGCACCGGGACAUGUACCUGAAGCCCGAGCCAAUAAUAUCACAGUAUCCCAUCGGCCCGGUUACAAGUGCAGGUGGAGACCUGCAGCAGACACAGAUGCUCCACCAGCUGCUGCAGCAUCCGCAGGGGCAGGAUGGAAUUCCUGUCCAUCAGGCCAAAAAGAGGAAGCACUGUGAAUCACCCAACAGCACCCUCAAUUCCCAAAUCCUCACAGGUAUCAUCAAACAAGAACCAGGUUUGAUGCAGGAUGCAGACAACGGCUACUUGGAUCCCAACUAUCAGUGCAUCAAGUGGCAACCUCACCAGCAGAACAAGUGGACACCACUUUACGAUGCUAACUGCAAAGAGCUUCCCAUGCCAACCUACCGCGUCGAUGCUGACAAAGGCUUCAACUUCUCCUUGGCCGACGAUGCGUUUGUGUGCCAGAAGAAGAAUCACUUCCAGGUGACGGUGUACGUGGGGAUGCUGGGGGAUCCCAAGUAUGUCAAGACGAGCGAAGGCCUGCAGCCCAUCGAUUGUUUCUAUCUCAAACUCAACGGAGUAAAAGAUUGCAAGGUGGAGGCCAUGAACCAGUCCAUCAGUGUGGAGCAGUCGCAGUCGGACCGCAGCAAGAGGCCUUUCAAACCUGUUUUGGUCACGUUGCCCCCAGAGCAGGUCACAAAGGUCACAGUGGGGCGGCUCCACUUCAGUGAAACCACAGCAAACAACAUGAGAAAGAAAGGCAAACCAAACCCUGACCAGAGGUAUUUCAUGCUGGUGGUGGCGCUGCACGCUCAGUCCCACAGUCAGACCUACACUGUGGCUGCUCAGGUGUCUGAGAGGAUCAUCGUCAGGGUAACGUCCAGCCAUGCAUCCAACCCAGGCCAGUUUGAAAGUGACAACGAGGUGCUGUGGCAGCGAGGCCAAUUGCCCGACUCGGUUUACCACCACGGGAGGGUCGGCGUCAACACGGACCGGCCUGACGAGGCCCUCGUUGUCCAUGGCAACGUCAAAAUUAUGGGCUCCCUGGUGCAUCCGUCGGAUAUCCGAGCCAAAGAGAACGUGCAAGAGGUGGACACCACAGACAAUUUGAAGCGGAUUUCCCAGAUGAGGCUGGUCCAUUAUCAAUACAAGCCCGAGUUUGCUGCCACUGUCGGUAUAGAAACCACUGCAGAGACCGGAGUGAUCGCUCAGGAAGUCCAGCAAAUCUUACCAGAAGCAGUCAAGGAGGGCGGAGAUGUGGUGUGCGCCAACGGUGAAACCAUUCCCAACCUCUUAGUUGUCAACAAGGAGCGUAUCUUCAUGGAGAACGUGGGAGCAGUGAAGGAGCUGUGCAAGCUGACAGACAACCUGGAGACACGAAUAGACGAACUGGAGCGCUGGAGCCGCAAACUGGCCAAGCUGCGCCGCUUUGACAGCAUGAAGAGCACCGUGAGUGGAGGCACUAUCAGCCAGUCUGGAAGUUAUUUUAGCAGAACAGGAAGCGGCCCACUUAAGAGGAAGACGACAGUCAAACCUGGGAGCAAGAGCUCACUUCCAGACCAAGGCUGUAUCAGUCAUAGGUUCAUGCAGGCUACCAUCCUUGCCCUCGUCAUCGUCAUGGCUUUCAGUGUCAUUUCCAUGUCCAUUCUAUAUGUACUGACUCUUCAUCAUAGAGGAGAUGUCACAGAGAAAGAUGGUGUCUCUGUUGUUUACCCAUGUGGUCUCUACAUGUCUUGGAUGCCCUUCUUCACUGCCACUAUUACUUUCUGUCCACCUGCAUGUUCAUGGUCCAGAGCUGCACUAGGAUCCUCACGCAAGAGUCCAUUUGUUCCACAGCCCACGACUCCCACGCCAGCCUGCUGCCCAACCACAGCCUUGACUAACCAAUCAUCUACGAUUGUGACAUCAAAUAACAACCAAUCUACAUCAGACAACCUGGUCCCCACACCAGGCACCAUUAAUAAGAAGGCCAAGUCCAGAAUCAUGGACAAGGACGGACGCAACAGAAACCGCCUCAGUCACACGUCCACUCCACUGUACUUUGCCAAGUCCAAAAGGCCCACGUCGACAGACCAGGACGGGGCAGCAGCACCCAAUCGUCUCCCAGGUGGUCAGCAACCUACACCACGCAGACAGCGGAGUCUAUAUUUGAAUGGAGGAAGAUCAACUCCAUCCCUGGCUCGUCUUCAUAUUGUGGAAACCGAGCAAGAACUUACCACACAACAUUGCAAACUCUCCAAGAGCUGCAGCUACACAAUUUCUCUCAAGGGAAACACUAAUUCCUCGCUCUCACAACUCACAUUGCACAUGACGUCCACAGAUAUCGUGUGGGUCCAACAAUGUCGAGUCAUCAAAGGACACCUAUGUCCGAAUCACACUGAAACAGAACUGUAUGGUGGACAAAGGAGGUCAACGAAGGGGACUGAUCACUUGUGGUCAUUGCCUCUGCUGUCCUUCCAGGACAUCACCUACCACUUUCGUGUCUCUUCUAAGGAAAAAAGCUGCACCACUGAGGAAGAAACGUCCUACUCCGACUACCACUUAGUCAUCGAAAGCAGCUGCAAGUGAGAAGAGUGCCUCCUCCCCAGUUGUGCCUUUACAGCAAGCCAUCAGCGUCCCAUUUAGGGUUGAUGUGCGUUUUAAGCAUUAGGUGUGAUUAUUGUAAAUUAUUUUCAAAGUAAGUCAUGUAAAAACGAUAUGUUAUCUUUAAGACAUCUCUUUUUGCUGUGGUCCACACUGUUGUUUGUCACUGAACGUUUUUUUUUAUUUUUAUUAUUACUGUAAAUUGACAACUGUUUUGCAUCACAGCUGAAAGCCAUUGUGAAAUAAUGUUUGUAAGUUGACCGAUCAUACUAUAGUACAAUUUACUGUCAUCUCAACCAAACCUUUCAUACACUGGAGAGUCAAAAUAAUUAUUGGACCUCAAUAGUCCACACUGGUACUUUCUUGGCCUCUUUUGUUUGACUAUGUGACUAUACCAUACUGCACAUGCAGGUAUGAUACUAUCCUUUCUAAACAUCCAAACUGUUUAGAAAUGCAUCACUGCACAUUCCUAUACUCAAAGUGAUUUGUGAAGUCAUGCUAAUUUCAUUUAUGAUUAAGACUGGAUGAAUAUACGGUUGAUAACUGGAAAUCCCAUUGAGGAAUAUAAUGUAAUAUGUCCAACACUGACAAUAUUUCAAGAAAACACUGGAAUAGCUCACACUGUAAUUUGCUUAUGUUGGUGAGUUGAGAAAGGAAGUUUUGCUUUUCCAAUCAUUUCCCCAAAAUUAUCCAUCGCAACUCACUGCUGCUUCACCUUAAACUCACUUUAAAAAAAACUAAUUAAUCAAAACGCUGCAAGAGAGUUGCAUUAGAUAACAACACUGUUUUAAAAAAUAGUCCUUUGAGUCCAAUUUUAAUAUACAAUAUGUGAUAACAUAUUGACUAUAUUCUGUAAGAUAUUUGAUUUAAAAGCUUUUAUGUCUUGUUGUUGGUUGUUGUGCUUUUUGUUGCCCAAGCAUAUGUUCCACAAGUUCAAUAUAACAUAGGAAAAACAGCCAUCAGAAACAAUGUAUAUAUAUAUAUACGAUAUCAUAAGACAACUUAAAGCAACUCUUACUAUUACUAUUGUGUAGUAUAUUCUUGCUUAUUUAUUUAUAUCACACCAGCUAGCAUAAAUGAAACCACUCUAUGUAUGUAUGUAUAUAUAUAUAUAUAUAUACAUAUAUAUAUAUAUAUAUAUAUAUAAACAUAUCUCCAUCCAUUUUCUACUGCUUGUAUGAAUACACAUAUGUAUAUAUAUAUGAAUAUAUUGAUAUAUGUGUGUGUAUAUAUAUAUAUAUAUAUAUAUACAUAUAUAUAUAUACAGUACAUGUGUACCCCGCCUUCCGCCCGAUUGUAGCCGAGAUAGGCACCAGCGCCCGCCGCGACCCCAAAGGGAAUAAGCGGUAGUAAAUGGAUGGAUAUAUAUAUAUAUAUAUAUA